Ambispora gerdemannii is the source of this 330-nucleotide messenger RNA. The record is from the annotation of a GenBank genome assembly. Lineage: Eukaryota; Fungi; Glomeromycota; Glomeromycetes; Archaeosporales; Ambisporaceae.
AUGAGCAAUCUCACUAGCACCGUUCAACAAUUAAGCACUAGUUUAACCGCGAUUAAGCCUAAUAACUCGGAGACUACGCAAUUGAUUACUUAUACCCUCAUUGCUACGGCUGUGCAAAUUAACAUGGUCAACUGGAAAGAUUAUUUACCCGACUUAAAAGGCUCACUCAAAGGCUUUUAUGAAGAAAAUGUUAAAGAAACAGUCGAAGGCAAAUCUGCUUAUUAUGAGAACUUACUCAAAGAAAAUAUUGCUUUUAGUCAACGCACCCAAAAAAUAGCCAUUGCCUUAGGAGUGGGAAUAUUCUUGUUAUUAGCGAUUGCUUAUUUUUGA